Molecule: messenger RNA, 790 nt
Organism: Sinocyclocheilus anshuiensis
Lineage: Eukaryota; Metazoa; Chordata; Actinopteri; Cypriniformes; Cyprinidae
Product: dehydrogenase/reductase SDR family member 7B-like
Exons: 3
Coding region: 297-692 (131 amino acids)
Cellular component (GO): cytoplasm
Molecular function (GO): oxidoreductase activity
Source: RefSeq, a predicted model, not a curated record
UAGAUGACUCUGUAUUGUGCUGCAUCAUACUGUUUGUGUUAUUGAGGUUAAGAGGAAAGGAUAAAUGACAUGAAUAGUCAGAGAGAGAGAGAAUUACUCUCGCUCUCUCUCUCUUUCUCUCUCUGACUAGUCAUGUCAUUUAUCUUUUCCUUUUAACCUCAAUAACACAAACAGUAUGAUGCAGCACAAUAUGCACAGCACAAACCAGUACAAAAUGGGCGUGGUGUUCACUUGGGUUCUCAUAAAAAGCACUUCAAAAGAGCAGGUUGGAUGACCCAGACUGAUGAACUUAGAACAUGGCAGCAGUGAAAGCAUGCAAUAUCUUGAUCACCGGAGCCAACCGGGGCUUGGGCUUAGAAACUGUUAAGCAACUCUUGGAGAACUCCUGUCAAAAACAUAUUUUUGCUACCUGUCGUGACCCAGAUGGACCAAAGUCUGAGGCAUUGAGAGAACUGGCGAGAAAGCAUCCAAGUGUGAUCACUAUCAUACGUCUUGAUGUUGAUGAUCCGUGCAGUAUCAAAGAGUCUGCCAAAAAAGUGGGAUCUCUACUGGGAAACAAUGGUUUGAACCUGCUUGUGAAUAAUGCUGCAAUCGUGGCAAGAGGCACAAUUCAUACCAGUCGUGUUGAAGACAUGAAAAACACCUUUAACACCAAUGUUAUAGGACCCUUAUUAAUCAUUAGGGUAAUGUAGUAUUCACUGCUAAGAGCUCUAAAACAAAAAAUUUCCCAUUGUAAGUCAUUAAAGGGAUACUCCACCCCAAAAUGAAAAUGUUGUCAUUAAUCACUUAC